Merops nubicus (carmine bee-eater) is the source of this 414-nucleotide messenger RNA. It is a transcript of the gene OCIAD2, whose product is annotated as OCIA domain containing 2. The transcript is spliced from 6 exons. Gene Ontology annotation, cellular component: mitochondrial inner membrane. Lineage: Eukaryota; Metazoa; Chordata; Aves; Coraciiformes; Meropidae. Bases 1 to 414 code for a protein of 137 amino acids. The record is from RefSeq and is a predicted model, not a curated record.
AUGUCUUCUGAAAUAACCCAACAGAAACUCAAGAGUUCUCUACCAAUGCAACCUAGAUGGCCCAUGUUCUUUUGUCCCACCUCACAAAUUCACAAUGCUGGAGAAAUUGCAAGGAUCCGUGAAGAAUGCAAAAGGGAAAGUUUCUGGUACAGAGCUCUUCCUUUGUCUCUUGGAAGCAUGCUUGUCACCCAGGGCUUAGUAUCAAAAGGUGUUUUCUCAGCAAGCCCAAGAUUUGGUGCAUUACCUAAGAUGGCAAUUGCUGGCAUCUUAGGUUUUGCCAUUGGAAAGAUGUCAUACAUAGGAGAAUGCCAAAAAAAGUUCCAGGAAAUUGGUAUUGUACCACAAAAAAGGCAUUGUCAUCAUACUUGCAAAGAAUGUGAAACAAAAUUGGGAUUGAAUGAGAAAGAAGGUUAA